AAAGUGAUUGCGCAGAUCAGAGGGUUUACGAGUGUGUAUGUAAAAAGCGAUAGAUGGUAUGUCGGCCCCCAUAGAGAUGGAGCCAGUUGUCAAGUUUAUGGGAAGAUGAAGAUGAAGGUGGUCCCAACCUCCUCUUCCUGAAUGCCUUGGUUCGGAAGCCACAUGCUCACUCACGUUCUUCUUCUUCUUCUCCCUCCAUCUGCGGAGCUUUUAUAUGAUGUUUAUGUAUUUCAACGCCUCCUUUUAACAAAUUAAGCACAGAUAAAUGAGAUUUCUACGUCUACGCCAUGUGAAACAUGUCUUGGUCACUGAGCUUCCUACUCCCUCCUUAAUUUCCUCACUCACUCUCGCUAUUCAUUUCUAAAUCUUCAAUACCAAUAAUUUUGGCUGCGGGCCAGCUACCAUUUCCAUUUCAGUACUGCUCCCAUCGAAGCUUCAAUUCACUCAGAGCGCCCCCCCCCCCCUCUCUCUGUGUGUACCCAGUAGGUCUUUUCAGAACCUACUUAACCGUCGAUCUCCAAUAUAUUUUAUUCCUUCUUGCCUGGUUUUUUAAUCUCCCCACUCCCUCACUUGUUACUCAUUCAUGCAUCCGCUAUUAUUGCAUUCAAUCCCUUUCUGUUUUAUAAUUCAAUGCCAAUCUAACUCCAUACCUGUUUCACCUAUAUGAGUACUAACAGAAUUAAGGUGCUUUUUUUACCUUCACUUCACUUGAACUGAAUUGAAGUCUAUUAUUCAUUUGCUGUCAAUUGCCGUCCAUUAUGCCUGUUUUGUGUUUAGCUCCCAUUCUUUAAUCUCCGUGCUCCUACAACUCACCGUGUUUAGUAUACAGUAUACACUAACAUAUCAUAGAGCUGCAUGCCAUUGGAUAUAUGACUAACCAUAUUGUGUAGGAUGUUGUUAUUCUUAUGUUUGAAACCUAUAACAUUGAUAGACACCAAAUUAAACCGAAAUGGGGUGUGCUAGUUCUAUAUAUGCUGCUGUUGGAACAAAGAAGAAGUUGUCUAUCCCUGAAGUUGUCGUCUUCGUCCCAUCCACUCGCAUUCCUGCACAAUCUGAUCUUCAAAAGCAGCUUAGAGGCCUAAUUCCAAAAGAUAUUGCUGACAGAUUGUCUUCGCUUCGUAAUCAGAUUGUCUUUGUGGCAGAGGACACUGAUGGAUCUGCUAUACCUGAACUCCGCCGAGGGCUAGAGGAAUACUUGUCUCUUUUAAUUGGCCUCACUAAAAAAGAAUAUGGUCUUGAGGGAUUGGUUGAAUUCAAGUGGAGAAGUUUAGCGGGUGGGAAACAAGAAGCCUCCUCCUCAUGUAUAGCAAACUCUUGGUUUGAAGUACUGUCUGUUGUUCACAUGAUGGCUAUGCUUGCGUUGUCGGAAGCUGACACAUUGACGAUUCCAAAGGACCAUUCUGGCUCUAAUAUAAGGACUGUAUCUUCAGAUUGCAAGAGGGAAGCUGUGGACUUAUUGCUUAAGGCAACAGGGUAUUUGGAAUUCUGUGUCCGGGAUGUACUGGUUCAUAUACCACCUGAAAUCAAGAAAAAUUUUCCUAAAGAUUUGCAGGAUGGUGUGUUGGAGGCCAUUUCCUUUCAAACUCUUGGCCAGAAUAAAUCAUACUUAGUCGAGCUAGGGAUAUUGAUAACACUCCUACAGAUGGUGAAAUUGAUAAAUUUAUCUCAGGGAACUGAAAUUCAGCUUGGUUUAGCUGUUGACUGUCAGAAGGCUACUUUAUCAGUUAAAAGGAGAUUGGCCUGUGAACAAUUGAGCUAUUUCAGCCAGGCUUAUCACUGCUUGUCAGGAUAUGAUCACAUCAACAACGGGUAUGGAAAGAAGCAUAUGUGGUUCAUCAAAUGGAAAUUUCUGGAGUCAAAGGCUGCAGCUUACUACUUCCAUGGUCUAAUGGUUGACAAGGGUAAUGAACCAUCAUGCCAUGUUAGCGCUGUAUGUUGUUUUCUUGCCGCAGAAGAAAUUCUAUCAGAGAGCAAGAAAGCUUGCUUUACCUUUUGCCUUGCAGCUCCAGUUACCAGGGCUGCUCCACUGUGGGGAGCUAUGAAGCAUUUGCAUCAGAAAAUCCCUGAAGUUGCAGCAAGGAAAUCCCAGAUGUAUGGCUACCUCUUAGAACAAGACAAAGUUCUUCAAGCAUUGCCUGACCUACCAGAAUUUCAACUGUCAUUAAGACCUGAUGACUAUCAACUACCUGAAAUCGACCCAGCUUGGGAGUCGGGAAAAUGGGAAACUCAAAGCCAGAGCUUAAAAGAGCACCUAGAUGAUAGCGAUGACAACGAUGAGACUGAAACUGAGCAGUGAUAUAUAGAUAAUUUUGGUGCACUGGACUUGUUUGUUCGUAAUUUAUUUUCUUAUAUAUACAAGAGCUAAUGUAUCCAUCACUGCUACAGCUUAACCAUAUAUCUCCAUGUCUGUAUAUGUAUAUCUUUUACAACUCGUGUACUGUCUUGUCUGGUUUUAUAUAUGAUCAUCGAUCAGUCAUUGAUCACUUUUAUA
This is a messenger RNA of Rosa chinensis, 2491 nucleotides long. RefSeq lists its product as uncharacterized. The record is from RefSeq and is a predicted model, not a curated record. Lineage: Eukaryota; Viridiplantae; Streptophyta; Magnoliopsida; Rosales; Rosaceae. The coding region runs from base 950 to 2296 and encodes 448 amino acids. The transcript is spliced from 11 exons.